Debaryomyces fabryi is the source of this 1092-nucleotide messenger RNA. RefSeq names its product D-arabinose 1-dehydrogenase (NAD(P)(+)). The record is from RefSeq and is a predicted model, not a curated record. Bases 1 to 1092 code for a protein of 363 amino acids. NCBI's taxonomy places the organism in Eukaryota, Fungi, Ascomycota, Pichiomycetes, Serinales, Debaryomycetaceae. The transcript has a single exon. Gene Ontology annotation, molecular function: D-arabinose 1-dehydrogenase [NAD(P)+] activity. Gene Ontology annotation, cellular component: cytosol. Gene Ontology annotation, biological process: dehydro-D-arabinono-1,4-lactone biosynthetic process.
AUGACAAUAACACUAGUUAAACCAAUAGGGAGAUCCCAUAUUCACAAUACUCGUUCAAUAAAAGAUCUACCGCCUCUAAUUAUUGGAGGAGCGGUAUUUAAUUAUAUUUAUACUUCUGACCCGGCAGGUAUUCCAGCUUAUGAUUUGCUCGACCUCGCUUUCAAGAAUGGUCUAUUAGCUAUAGAUACAUCCCCCUACUACGGAAGAUCAGAGGAGCUCCUAGGAAAAGCUUUGAAGCAGUUAGACGGCAAAUGGGCGCGUGAGUCCUAUUUCAUUUGCACAAAGGCUGGAAGAAUAGGCGAGGAUGAGUUCGACUAUUCGAGAGAAAGCGUUAGGAAAUCGGUGUUACGGUCACUUGAGAGAUUGAAUACUACGUACCUUGAUUUAGUGUACAUGCAUGAUAUUGAAUUUGUCAACGAGGAAGAAAUUUACGGUGCCUUGAAAGAAUUGCGUCUGAUGAAAGAUGAGGGGUUAGUGAAGAAUAUAGGCAUAUCAGGGUAUCCAGUGAAGCUAUUAUAUAAAGUUGCUUUACAAUGUUAUACGAAUUAUGCGAAUACAAUCGGUCCUAUAGAUGCUGUAUUGUCGUAUUCGAACGGGUGUCUUCAAAAUACAAUUUUAUGUGAUUUAUACCAAGAUUUUUUCGAUAAAUGUGGAAUAAAGAAGUUGAUGAACGGAUCGAUCUUGAGUAUGUCGUUAUUGAAUUCAAGAAAGACUCUUGAUUUUCACCCGGCCUCUCAGGAGUUGAAAGAAAAAAUUGCAGAAAUUGCAGAACAUUUGAAGAUUAACCACAACGACUUGGAACUUGCAGAUUUGUCUACACGAUUUGCGUAUAAGAAAUGGUUGUUUGGAAGUCCAAAUGGAGAUGAAAAAUUUAACAAUUUGACCUGGAACAAAGAUUGUUCGAUUGUUUUGGGGGUUUCUAACAUAGAAGAGUUGGAAGCAGCCAUAAGUAACUAUUGGCUCGUAAAGGAUAACAUAGGGAAUGUUAAUGAUAAGGAUCAAAUUCUCUUUGAUGAGGUAAAAGAUCUUCUUGGUCCAAAGCACUAUAAUGAGACAUGGAAAAGUGGCCUUGCUCAAAAUAACAAUAAUUAG